AUGGGCAAGCAAAAGACCCAACGCCGCAACAAGAAUCGCUCAAAUCCUAUCGGUGCGCGUGUCAAUGCCGGUCUUCAACAAGGCAUUGCUCAACAGUCUCCUCAGCCUGAGCAGAUCCUUCCUGUCGUUCAAAAGUUGAGCUCUCCCGAUGCUGGUGAACGUGCAUGGGCAGCUGCAUGCGUUUCCAACUUGAUCAUGGCAGGUGCCUCAGUCCGUAAACUCUUGUUGUCCAAAGGUGUUAUUCCCCUACUCCUGGAAAGGUUGACAGAUGGUCACCAGGAGGUACUUGAAGAGUCCUUGGGUGCUUUGAGAAAUCUCGUGGCCGUCGAUCCUUCGGUUGCUAGGGAAUACUAUACACGUGACAUCCUCACCCCUCUUGCUGCAUUGUUGCCCAAGAUCACACAAACGCUUGAUCAAGUGCUUACGGAUGCCCCUAUUGUCGAUGAAGAAGAUAAAGGACGUCGUCGCACGAUUUGGGAUACGGCAGAGAACUUUAUUUAUAUCAUCUGGAGUAUCAGCGAGUCAUCCGAUAAGCAUAUCAAGGCUGUGAAUCGUCUCAACAUCAUCGCCUUUUUGAUUUCCUUCUUGUCUUCAGCGGAUCGCAUCCCUACACGUGUCGUUAUUGCUGCUGGCCAAUGCUUGACCACCUUGACUGACAACAACAAGGAUAUCUACAUUGAAUUCCAAAACAACUCCAACUAUAUCAAGAUGCUUUACGAUAUCAUUUCCAAAUUCCAGGAUCCCAACAUGAUCCUCGUUCGUGUGUUGGCUUGUGCUAUUCUUGUCAACAUUCGUGAUGCCGUUCAAGUCGCAGAGUUUUGGGAUGAAGGUCAGGAUGGUGCUAGUGAGUUGAACAAGUUGAUCUUGCCAGUACUCGUUGCAUCGUUGAACUAUGAUAUUCAAGAAGCUGCUACAAAGACCACCGCGGCUGUAACAAGUGGAAAUGUUGCCAAGCAUGAAGAAACGGGUGAAAUCACUCCUCGUCCUAAACAACCUUUGUCCGACGAAGAGCAUUACAUCCAAAGCGUUGAGGAACGUUUAUCCACCCUUCAACUCUCACUCGAAUUACUUGCUGAUAUUUGUGUUCAGGAUGACUCUGAAGAGGAUGGAUGGGAAGACGCUGAUGAGGAUAUGGUUGACGAGGAUGAGCCUGAGGAAGAAGUGAACGAGGACAAUGUCGAUGAAUAUUUGAAAGAAGCCUCUCAACUUGAUCAACAAUCAUCCACCAAUGCCACUGUCGAUGAUCAACUUGUGCGCACCAACCCUGUACUCCGAACUUUUAUUGUCGACAUUUCACCACAGCUUAUUCGCCUUGCCACCCCUACACCACUUUCCUUCCCUGCAGAAAUCAUUGCACCCACUGUGACGGAUGCUCUUGUGUUGACCCAUCAGCGCGCGCUCGAAUGUUUCAACAACUUUUUACUUGCCAUGGCCGAGAUUCCAUCCAAGUUUUGGUUCAAGGAACACAAGGCAGAUGCAUGCCAUGCUUGGCGUUGGCUCUUUAACCUUGCCAAUACAGUCGCAUCCGCACCUGCAAGCGAAAUGAGAGAUGAGGUCGUCGAAGUCAUUGUUGGAUGCUUGUGGUCAUUAGGCCGUGGUUUACAACAGGAUAUUCCACUGGAAGCCUCGGAUGUUACAUCUCUAUUUGGUGCUUACCAUGCAACCAACUCAGUAUCAAUGCGGGUGAAAAUUGUCGGAUGCCUUGGUCCUAUUGCCAUGAGACAAGGUGCUAUUGAUGUGAACAAGGAAAUUGGUGUCUUUUUCAUGCGAGUCCUUGAUAAUGUUAGUAGCCGUCAAACCGCACCUGCUGUUGCUGUGGAAACGCUCAACUGCAUCUACGAUGUCUACAGCGAUUGUGCUUUUGACUAUGAUGAACCUGUGUUUGUUCGAGGUGGAUUCUUGCCCUUGCUGAAAAAGGUGGUUCCUAGCAUCCGUUCUAUGGUCAAAUCAGUGGAUCGGAGACGUGAAUUUGAUUUACGGUCAAGAAGCGAUGAAGCAUUGAUGAAUCUUAUUGCAUUCAACAAGUAUAAGGCCAAUGAGAGACGCCAGUAA
Molecule: messenger RNA, 2052 nt
Organism: Lichtheimia ornata
Lineage: Eukaryota; Fungi; Mucoromycota; Mucoromycetes; Mucorales; Lichtheimiaceae
Exons: 13
Coding region: 1-2052 (683 amino acids)
Biological process (GO): ribosomal large subunit biogenesis; protein import into nucleus
Source: RefSeq, a predicted model, not a curated record